Molecule: messenger RNA, 696 nt
Organism: Strongylocentrotus purpuratus (purple sea urchin)
Lineage: Eukaryota; Metazoa; Echinodermata; Echinoidea; Camarodonta; Strongylocentrotidae
Product: synaptonemal complex protein 2-like
Exons: 8
Coding region: 1-696 (231 amino acids)
Source: RefSeq, a predicted model, not a curated record
AUGGCAUUGACAAUGCAGCGUCUAGCUGAAUUUCUACCAGUAGCGGGUGACUUUGAGAUGCAGAUUGCAGUCACGGAAUCCUUAGCAAGGAUGGUGACCAAAAGUGAACGGAAGAGAAGGUCUCCUGCAUGGUUUCCUUCAGGGACCAUCGGUGAAGCCUUUUUAGCCAUCGAUGACCAGCAGUUUGAUUCAGACUGCCGCAUAUUUCUGAACCUCUUGAAUAAAAGUUGCCUAGGUAGAAGUGUUUAUUCUUACUCAUGUAAGAAAGCAUUCUUGGGAGAUUAUGAGUUAAGGAACCCCAAUGAAGAUAAACUGAGUGAGUUCUGGGUAGACUUCAAUGCAGUCAGUCAGUCUAUCACCAUGUAUGUAGCUGAUGAAGACACAGGAUCAGAAGAGGAGGGUGGUUUGUGGGAAACGGUGACCUUCUCCAAAGAUAAAGUCAAGGAGUACCUCGUAAAUGAAGAUGAGAAAGGUCACAUGAACCUUGUCAUCAACCUAACGGAGCCUCCUUCAUCAAUCCUCGCUUCCUGUGGCAAGGACAGCAGAACGGCUACGAUCGUAUUCAAGCCCAGGACAGACCUGGCAGACGCCCUGGCUACCUCCAUCGGACUGGAGAAAAAUGCUGCUCCAGUCGAGCUUUACUGCAUGUUGUUUCUCUUCCACAGACACCAUCAUCAUCUCGUAGGAGCUCUGUGA